Molecule: messenger RNA, 3274 nt
Organism: Triplophysa dalaica
Lineage: Eukaryota; Metazoa; Chordata; Actinopteri; Cypriniformes; Nemacheilidae
Gene: mcoln1a
Product: mucolipin TRP cation channel 1a
Exons: 15
Coding region: 179-1921 (580 amino acids)
Cellular component (GO): plasma membrane; lysosomal membrane
Molecular function (GO): NAADP-sensitive calcium-release channel activity
Source: RefSeq, a predicted model, not a curated record
GACGAUACGGAAAUCAAACUCACGUCACGAGUUGAUUCUGUAAACAUGCAGUAACCGGAGUCACGUUCGUGUAUCACAGUAAAACUUCUCCAUCAGUCACUCAGAUAUUUCUUGUGCUGUGAAUGAAUCUAAGUUUUUUAAUGCCGACCGCUUCUUCUAGUGAUUUUGAUACGCUGACAUGGCCGCAGUGGACCAGAAUAAAGUCCCGAACCGCGAUUCCCCCGAAGAGAAUAGACUUCUGUUUCCGGUGAAACACUACGGAUCAAAUGACUGCAGGAGUGAAUAUGGCGACUCCAUAUCGAGUCCGGGCGCAGACGGCUGGAUGGGCACUGACCCGGAAGAGGAUGCGUUACGCAGGAAGUUAAAAUAUUUCUUCAUGAGUCCCUGCCAGAAGUACCAAGCCAAAGGCAGAAAACCUUAUAAAUUAGUCCUUCAGAUACUGAAGAUUAUUAUAGUCACCGCUCAGCUGGUGCUUUUUGGUCUAAGCAAUGAGAUGGUGGUGACGUUUAAGGAGGAAAACACAGCCUCAUUUAAACACCUGUUCCUCAAAGACUAUGAUGACUCAGACAACACGCUCGCGGUUUACAGGCAGAGUGAUGUUUACGACCAUAUAUUCUACACAAUAGAACAGUAUCUGACUUUAACUGACACGACGGUGGGUCGAUAUGCGUAUGUGUAUGAUGUCGGCGUGAAUGGAAGCGCACUGUCUCUCUGUCAGCAGUAUUAUAAGAAGGGCCGGAUCGACCCAGCAAACGACACUUUCAGCAUUGAUCCACAUGUGGUCACAGACUGUAUUGGAGUGAACCCUUUGUCCACCCCCACAGCCCUGGGUCGGGAUUACAGGAAUAUAACACUCAAGUUUCACAAGCUCAUAAAUGUCACGAUAACGUUCCAGCUGAAGGCUAUAAACCUUCAGACAAUCAUACACAACGAAAUUCCAGACUGUUACACUUUCUUCAUCACAAUUCUACUGGAUAACAAAGCCCACAGUGGUAAAGUAAAGAUCAGUCUUGAUAAUAAAGCCUCCAUAAAAGAAUGUAGAGACCCAAGUGUGUCUGGACACGCUGAAAGUUACGCUCGUGUGUGGUUUGACGUGAUCAUCGCUGUGGUGUGCAUUCUCUCCCUCGUCCUCUGCAGUCGCUCCAUCAUCAGAGGGAUCAUUCUUCAAAACGAAUUUGUGAAGUAUUUUAAGAGCUCUCUGAAACGUGACGUCUGUUGGGGCGAUCGGAUGGAGUUUAUUAACGGCUGGUAUAUUCUGCUCAUCAUCAGUGAUGUGCUCACCAUCACAGGCUCAAUGAUCAAGAUCGGGAUCGAACUGAAGAACCUCUCGUCCUACGAUGAGUGCGGGAUCCUCCUGGGAACCUCAACGUUAUUGGUUUGGGUCGGAGUUAUUCGCUACCUCACCUUCUUUCAGAAGUACAAUAUUCUCAUCAUCACUUUACGGGCUGCGUUCCCUAACGUGAUCCGUUUCUGCUGCUGUGUGGCAGUCAUCUACCUCGGAUAUUGCUUCUGCGGAUGGAUCGUUCUUGGACCCUACCAUGUUAAAUUUCGAUCUCUCUCGCUGGUGUCUGAAUGUCUGUUUUCUCUGAUCAAUGGAGAUGACAUGUUUGUGACGUUCAGUGACAUGCAGGAGAGCAGUACUCUAGUGUGGGUCUUCAGUCAGGUUUACCUUUACACGUUCAUCUCACUGUUCAUUUACAUGGUGCUGUCGCUCUUUAUCGCGCUUAUCACUGGAGCGUAUGAGACCAUCAAGCAUCAAACACAGGAGCCCAUCCAUAUCACGGACAUGCACGCGUUCAUCGCUGAAUGCACAGACACGCCCUGUUCUGGAAAGUUCCGCGGCAUUGAGACCUCACCGUGCUCCUUCUUCUGCUGCUGUGACAGAACUACAACAUACGAGGACGGCCUCUUAGUCAACUAGCGGUGUCACCGAAUCUCAACUACACCACCAGCUGCUGGUCAUCACUGCAGUCGGUUGAUCGACAGCGUUGAAAGCACAACGCUCUGGACCAUUAAUGGACGAGCACAUUGAAGAUUUUAGUCAAAUGCCUGAAGUCUGGGACAUUUAUAGUUUUACCUCAACUUUUAAACGUUUUAUUUCUACUUGAUUCCAGAGGUCGCACAUACGAGACGGUAAUUCUGUGUGCAAAUGACGAAUGUCUCACGUGCUGUGUCAGCGGGUUCUUGUUUACGUACUUUGAAACACAGCGCUAUGUGACACUUUCUUUCUCUUGAGUAAUAAGGGUUUGCUGAAUGUCAGGUGACUUAACCUCUGCUUGUGUAACAUAUAAAUCAAAUGUCUGCAAAAGACAUGGAAGUGCUUUCGGCUAGUCAAGGUUUGUGGGUAGUUUGAGUCAGCUGAAACAUCUUGACUUUCAUCUUAUUCUGCACUUAGAGCAAAACAACACUUCUAUGAAUUAAAGGUUUGUUUUGUGGUAUUAAUCUGCCUUUACCCAUAACAAACAAUGCCCUAGCGGUAUGAAUUAGCCUUUACAACACGACAAAAAAAAGGACAUUUUAAAUAUAUGCCUUAAUGACCUGUAGAUGUCUGGUUGUUAUUGGCGUGUGUGUGUGCGUGCGUGUGUUUUAUUUAUACGUAAGUAAACCUUACAUCAUUUUCUGUGAUUGUUAGACACAGUAAUUCUUGACUUUACGUAUAUGUGAAAUGUUUCAUAAAUCAUUAGAGAGUCCUUUGGGGACCUUAUUAUGUAUAAACAACGACAAACAAGCCUAACUUUAUGUUCAACGUUAAACUUUACUAGUACAGAAUGAGUAUUUAUGUAAUUUUGACGCUCUUGUAGGCCAUUUACAGAACCACAGAUCAAACGGGACCGGUCAUUUGAUUUUAACAAAAAACCUGUUAUAUUUACGUUUUCCUCUUCCUGCUGUUUUAUGUAAUUGUAUACUUCUGACAUAAUAUUCUUAUUUAUGUUUUGAUGGUUCUGUACAUCCUGUUUGUAAUGAAUCUAAAGCGCACAAUCGAGAAACAAUGCACAUUUUUAAACAUACUUUAAACAUAUAACUUAAGAGAAGAUGCCACGUUAUCAUCACACUCCAAGAUGAUGAACGAAUAUUUCACACAUUAACAUGUACGUAAAUUGACUGUUUACUCAAUGGGUCUUAAAACUUGAUUUUCUUUUAUUUUAAACGUCAUUGCAUAUUGUUCUUGACAGGAUCAUAUUUGUGGUUUGUUUGUUUAUUUUCAUGUUAGGUUGCAUUAUUGCAGAGUUCGUCUGAAGUCUGUAUUAAUAUAAAGACUAUUUUUUGUAUGUUU